AAAAAUAGCGGAGAGGGUGUGAGAGUGCGAUAGCCCUGGUCUCUUGAAAUGUGGUCGCUGACCGCCCCGGAACGUGUGUAUCCUAGUCAACGGGCUCUCAGUCUAGGAUUGUGACAAAUCAGAUUUGAAACUUUGACAGCUCCGACUCUCUGUUCAAGCGUGCUCAUGCGAGGCACUAGAAAGUUUAUUUUUGAAGGCUAUAUGUAGGCUAUUAACUCUCAAAAGUAAGGAUAGUAUUACAGAACUAUUUUUAGGUUAGCGAAACAACCACAGCCACUUCGUUAAUAGUGAUAUACAUCCAAUAUACAUUUGGAAACAUUUGGCGAGCUCCAUGUGUUUCAGGCGAAAUAUGUAAUUGACUAGACAUAUCUGAUACAGAGUUGUAAUAUUGUGCUUGGAUCAAAUACAGGAAGGACUGAAUACGGAUGUAUCACAAUGACCCAUGCCGCGCGCAUGGUAACAAACGGAUUGCCAACUUACUGUCGUUUCACAAGCUAAUAUCUUUACUUUGAAGCAUGACUUUUCCGUAACAUUGUGUAACUAGUUGUACUUUACUGAAGACGUAGGCUUUUCGUCGUUCUUUAGCGUUUAUCGAGUUGGACCAGUAAAAAAUAGCUGGACAAUAAUUGGCAAGACAUGGGGACUCAAGGCACUGGACGGAAAAGAAAUCCGAAUAAGGAAAGGUCGACGGCCGAAGAUGAUGCCCUAAAUCUUAUAGCAAGAGAGGCGGAGGCCAGGCUGGCGGCUAAGCGGGCAGCCCGAGCAGAAGCCAGAGAGAUCCGGAUGAAGGAGCUGGAGAGACAGCAGAAAGAGAUCUUUCAGGUUCAGAAGAAAUAUUACGGCCUGGACACCAAGGUGGACAGUAAAGCAGACGCCAAAUGGGGAGAUAUCGAACAGUGGAUGGAGGACAGUGAGAGGUACUCACGGAAACAUGCCUCGAUCUCCGACGAUGAUGAACGCAUGUCUGUGGGCAGCCGAAGCAGUGUGAGGUCGGACCUAGACACUCUGGGCACCUACGCUGCAGGGGGCUCCUCCUCGUAUUCUCAGAAGAAGUCAAAGAAGAAGAAGAAACACAAACACAAAGACAAAGAUAGCAACGGCUAUGACGAUGGUUACAGUGCCGUAUCCAGCAGGAGCUCCAGACUCAGUGAUGACAGCAGGAUGUCUCGUGACGACACUAGGGUGACUCGCUCAUCCAAACUAGACUUGACGAGCUCCAGACUCAGUGAUGACAGCAGGUUGUCUCGCUCCUCCAGACUGGACCUCCAGCCGGCAGCCUAUGCUUCCUCUGACUUAUACAGCAGCAAUGGCCUGUCUUCCUCUAGACAGCAAGGCUCUGCUUACAAUGGCUACCAGUACUCCGGUCUCCUCAGUCAGAUCUCCUACCAGCGGAAACACAGGGCCUCCUUGUACGAGGACAGCCUGUACAGUGUGUCUCGGCGGGUCACUGGCUCCAACUCUCGCCCCUCAGAGUACAGUAGCUAUCGAGGCUCCAGGGCUUCCUCCAGGGCCAGCUCUGCCCGUGCCAGCCCAGUGGAGGACGGCAGCUCUGUGGCCAGCUUCCUGCGCAGCGCGGCCCCGGGGGGCGUCCUGCCAAGAGACCUGGACCAGCUGUCCAUCCCCAGCCUGUCAGACAGCGAGGAUCGAGAUUACCUGGAAAAGGGUUCUCGAGCAGCUUCCGUCCUAUCGGCAGCGACCCUCGCCUCGCUCGGCGGGACUUCCUCCCGGAGAGGAAGUGGUGAAAUAUCCAUUGCUGCUGACACCGAGGUCUCCAUAAGAGAGAUCAAGGAGAUUCAUGAGCUGAAGGAUCAGAUACAGGAUGUGGAAUCCAAGUACAUGCAGAACCUCAAAGAAGUCAAGGACGCCCUGGUGGAGGUAGAGGAGAAGUACCGUAAAGCCAUGGUGUCCAACGCCCAGCUGGACAAUGAGAAGAACAACCUGAUGUACCAGGUGGACACGCUGAAGGACUCGCUCAUGGAGCUGGAGGAGCUGCUGGCUGAGUCACGUCGGGAGUACGAGGAGAAGGUCAAGGAGCACGAGAGGGAGAAGCAUGCUCACGCCGUGCUGCAGUUCCAGUUCAACGAGCUGAAGGAGACGCUGAAACAAAGCGAGGAGAUGCUGACUGAGAUCCGUCAGCUGCGAAUGAAGCAGGAUGGUUUAAACAGAGAGAUCUCUGACCUCCAGGAGACAGUGGAGUGGAAGGAUAAAAAGAUCGGGGCCCUAGAGCGGCAGAAGGAAUAUUCAGACGCGAUCCGAAACGAGCGAGAUGAGCUCAGGGAUGAGGUGGUCCAGCUGAAGGACAUUCUAAAGAAACAUGGGAUUGUGCUGGGACCCGACCUGACCACCAAUGGAGAGAGUGUGGAGGCAGCGAGCGAGGGCUCGCAGGGUGUGGACCCAGCCUCUCGCCUGGCCCAGGACCCCCACACCCCCUCGGAGGGGAACAGCGUGCUGGGGAAAGCUCGGGAGAUGCAGUUGGCAGGUAGAGGAGAUAAGGAGGUGGAUCCACCAGGGUCCAGGCAGCGAGAAGAGAAGCAGGAAGAGGGGGAAGAGGAGGUUCUGACCCCCCCUGACCCCCGGGGCCUGGGAGCUGAUCCCAGGACUGAAACAGCCGUAGAGAAACAGCAGGGUUUCCUCUCACGAGAUUGUGAAGCUGCAGAUGACCUCAACAAAGACGGUCGUAAUGAUUUUGCAGUUGCAGAUGUGAAAAGGUCCGGCUCCAUUGAGGAACAGGUGAUUCUGACAGAUCCUGAGCACAGUUUAGAAGUAGAGGAAACAGAAAACAGACUCGCAGGCGUAGAGAGGGGUGACGCAGGGGAGAUUAAGGGGAGUGAUGGGGAAGAUGACCCUAAGAAGGUCAAAGUGCAUCAUUUAGAGAGUCAGCCAGUCAGCCAAAGUGUUAACGGUUCAACAGAAACCUCCUCAGAGAAGCCCCCUGCAGUUGAGGACAAAACAAAUAUAAAAGCAUCAAACAAUCCAGGAAAUGACCUUGAUGGAUCGGGUCAGAGGCAGGUCCAAUCAGACGCUGGGUCUCCAGAGGAGGUGGAGAAAGCAGAGGUGGAGGUCCCGGAGGAACCAGACGUGACCUCCAGUCAGCCUCAACCCCAGGGCGGGAACGCCUCAGGCAGGAAGAAGAAGAAAAAGAAGAAGAACAAGAAGAAAAGGGGAGAGUCUCAGAACGAUGAAAAGCCGGGGGGCGACGCGAAGACCGGCGGAAAGAACACGAAAGAGAACGAAGACUCGGGUAGCAGAGAGAAGCCGUCUGAAAUGGUUGAACCCCAACAGGCUUCCACUGUAAUUCCAAAUGAAUCUCAGAUUGACCAAGAAAACGGUCAGAAAACAGUUUUGGAAGCCACGCAAAAUCCCACACUGGACCCAGAGAAGCCGGAUGCAGGAACAAAGGCAUCAUUCUCUGAGUCAAACUGCAGUAUUUCUACUAUGAGUUGUGUUGCCGAGUGUACACCAAACACUGAUCCUAAAGUGGAACCAGAACUCACAACCAACAAGGAAGAGAUUAUAAUCCAGACAGCAUUGCCAGCAACCACUGAUAUUUUAAUAGAACAAUCAGAACCCACAUCUCAGGUUAUGAACGAAGCAAAUGAGUCAAAACACCCAGACAGUAUCAGUGCUCUCGGAGACAAAUGUGAGUUGAUCACUGCCAAAACUGAAAACAAGGAGGUGGAAUUUGAGUCCCCAAUCGAAACUGACAUCCAUACAGAGAAGCCCAAACACACAAGCAGCCAUGAUGAAGUUGUAAAUGAUCCAGAGACGUCCACUGACUCCAGAUGUCAGUCGGACUUUCAGCCGUCCGCAAAUGCUGUUUCAGCAGGUGUCAAAGAAGACGAUGUUUCGAGGGUCUCCGAUGCUGACCCCACAGAGACGAUGUUUCAAACUUUCGAAGAGGAAUCAGGAACUGACUUUCAAACAUCUCCUAAACUCAGACCAGAGCUGGAUCAGAUAACACUGGAAGCCCCAAGUGAUGAGGAUGGUCUCGUUAGCCCAGACCAUUUCAGUGCUAAAGCAACACUAGUCUUGGAGAGGCUUCCCCAGGAGGAACCAGACGGGAGCGACAGGGACUCUGAAAAUGCCCCCGAACGUGACAACACAGUCCAAGCAGAGGCAGAGAAGGGCCACAGCUCAGAUAACAAGACAUCUCUGGAUGGCAGCUGCCUCAAUGAGACCGUGAGCGAGUCUGAGGUAUCGGGUGAUGUAUCUGGUGUGGUGUUGAACCCCCAGCUACUGAAGGAGAUGUGUGUCGCUGCCGGGGAACACGCCACCACACAGAGCAGCUCAGGAGGGUUGGAGGGUUCUGCCACUCCAAGCGCCAACGACGAGAAGGAUGAGACACGUUUGGGUUUAUCCUCGAGCGAAGACCAAGAGGAUUCCAGGAAGGACGUGCGAGAGGACGACGAGCUGAUUAGACCCCCCAUGCUGGAGAGCGAGGAAGAGGAGGAGGAGAAUAUGAAAGGGCAAUCAUUUGACUUCGACGACUUGGAUUUGGAGAUUUCGGCAGACGACAAAUCUGAAACUCACCAAACAAAUGUACACACGGAGAAGGUGGUCACGUCAGAGGAGGUUGGCGGUUGUAACAUGGAGCAAAGCCAAAGUAAAGCUGUUAGUGAAGAGUCAGACACAAUGCCACAGCUUCUAACUCAGGAAGAUCCUGACUCUUGUCUGAGACGCAAUAAAGGGGAGCCUGAGGACCAGUCAACAGGACAGAGAGAUACUGUAGUGGAAGAGCAGGAGGCCAGUGGGCCAGAAGAACACCCAAGCUCAAAGCAAGAAGCCCAUAGCCCAGAGGUAGAGAUCCAGGAACAGCUAGCGGCUUUCCCAGAAGAAGUGAGAGAGGUGAAUGAACAGGGGAGCAUUCCGGAGGAGAGAGCAGGAUUGAUCAUCGGACAACAGGACGGUGCACAAAGUGGAGGGGUGCAGAAUGAUGAGCAUGCUGUUUUGGUGGAGGAAGGGGUGGAAGCUAUCGAUGAUGGGCUGCAGGCUGAGAGGUUAGGUAUCCAGAACAUAGCGGAGCCAGUCGUACAGAACUAUGAGCCUUCUAGGAAAGGAUCUAAAAGCAGCAGCAGCAAGAAGGGGAAAGGAAAGGGGAAAGAGGACUGUAAGAUGUCCUAGUCAUAGGACCCAGAUACAUACCUUUUUUUUAUACAUGUAAUUCCGGUUUUGGCUUCAAACAAAAAAAUAAUAAUUGAGAUCAGAACAGCUUCGAAGUGAUUGUAAGGUCCAGACUUUUUGAGACAGUUAAUCUCUAAAUACGUGUCUGUAAAAGUUAUGUCAUGGAUACUAAGAUGAUAUUGUACUGGUUGCUUCAAAGAACAUACUGUAUUUAUUUUGUGGAAUUAGUGAGCAUAUUAGCUACCAUAUUUAUCAUGCUUCAUGCAUCAGUACGUAUUGCACCAUUUUGACUUCAUACUCUUACAACACAUAACUAAUGGACUUUUUUUAACAAAUGGUUGUGUAUAACAUCUAGGUAGAAGUAUUAGAUAAAUCGCCAACAAGUCUAAAAUCUUGCGGCUGACCACCCAGUUCCAGUUGUCAAAGAAAGCAGGUGAUUGUUUACUGAGAAGUUCUUUUGUAAUCCAGUGUUGUCAGAACACAGUAAUUAGGCUUUUUAUGAAAAGUAGUCCCUCGUCGCAUUGGGGGAAAACGUCACAGGAAAUUCACUUCAGCCAAUUAUGUAUGUGUUGUAUUUGUCUUAUUGUUUUUGAUUCUGUUUGAUGCAACUAAAUAAAUAUCAGGUUCUAAAUGGGCA
This is a messenger RNA of Osmerus eperlanus (European smelt), 5758 nucleotides long. It is a transcript of the gene lrrfip1a, whose product is annotated as leucine rich repeat (in FLII) interacting protein 1a. Gene Ontology annotation, molecular function: DNA-binding transcription factor activity, RNA polymerase II-specific; RNA polymerase II cis-regulatory region sequence-specific DNA binding. The record is from RefSeq and is a predicted model, not a curated record. The transcript is spliced from 25 exons. Gene Ontology annotation, biological process: regulation of transcription by RNA polymerase II. Bases 637 to 5121 code for a protein of 1494 amino acids. NCBI's taxonomy places the organism in Eukaryota, Metazoa, Chordata, Actinopteri, Osmeriformes, Osmeridae.